Molecule: messenger RNA, 8205 nt
Organism: Maniola jurtina (meadow brown)
Lineage: Eukaryota; Metazoa; Arthropoda; Insecta; Lepidoptera; Nymphalidae
Exons: 10
Coding region: 256-4872 (1538 amino acids)
Cellular component (GO): nucleus
Source: RefSeq, a predicted model, not a curated record
AUCAACCUCGCCGAACUACCCGACCGACUCAAAGAAAGGCAAAUGAUAACUCUAACAAGUUGAAUGGUACCUCGUUAUAUGAAACAUUUAAAACUAUACAAUGCUUUUAAAUUAAGUUGGAUUAUACUUGACGAGUUCUUGGUUUACUGGCUUGUGGAAGUGAUCUUUUUAUUCCGUACCUACAGAAUUUAAUUUAGAACAAAAAGAAAGUGAUAAGUUUAUUAAUUGUAGAUAGUAUGUGCUAAAAGUGUAAAGAUGGAAGAAAAUAGCAAGAAAAGGAGCCGAAAAUCGAAGUUAGUGCCGCGGAGUUGCUCGGAUUCCGAUGAUGAGAAUAUCGCAGUUAUGCAGAAAGAAAUUGAGGAAACAUUGGUGCAAAUCAGGAAUAAAAACAUAUUGAAGAAGUUGAGCCAACCACCAGCACCCAAACCGCCGCAGCUCUCCAUCAAAGUAGAAGUCGAGGAAUUCAGUGAGCCGCGCGAACCUGACACUGAUUUAAAUAUAAGAAUCGAUUCCAUUAAAAGUCUUGCGGAACCAACCGCUCAACCCGUCCCUAGCACAAGCAAAGAGUCCCCCCUUCCCCACUUGACGUUAUCAGAUGAAAUUAUAAGACAAGAACUCGAGAAGCUAUCUCGCGAAACAACUACCCAGGCUGACAAACGGAUAGAAAUAAACGUGAGAAAUCUUAUAGGAAAAAAUAGGGUAGUCUCCCCAUACAGCCAUAUCGAUGAAAAAUUGCAGUCUAUAUUACGAAAGAAAUGGACGACUUGGCGCAACACGUUCCCUGCUAUACGAGAACCACCCGUCCUGUACAAAUGUGACAAAUGCAUCAAAGCCUGGUGGCAUCUGUACGACUUUAGGGAACAUCUCCUACACAAGCAUAAAGGAAAGAAAAGCAUGACGAUCCAGUUGCAAACUUUCUGCCACGAAUCCCACGUGAUAGCGUACGAGGCCAUCGGACCGGAAUUGAGAAAGGAAAAGCAUCGCGCCAAAUCUAACUGUUGGAGAUGUGGAGAAGGUGUGGACGCGCACAUGGACUUGAAAUGUGACAAAAGUUCUCGAUACAGAUGCGGUAGCUGUUUGGAGAAAUUUUAUACGUGUACUCUAUUGUUUAACCACAAGAGCAUCUGUCCGUUGUACAGAAAAUCUGCUUAUAUACAUGGGUUCGUUGAAGACUACCCGUGCACUCAAUGCCCCGUAAAGCUCGGCACGGAAAUGCAACUCUUGAAUCAUAUGGUAUUACGUCACAGCGUGAGGUCCGAUCUUCCCACCGACUGGGUGCUGAAGCCUUGCGCCAGCUGCAACUACGCGUACGCCUCGCCAACCUUGCACGACUGUCCGGCCAAAGCGCCGGUAGUAUCCUGCAAGUAUUGCUUACAAAAGUUUAACACGCACACAUAUCAUAUGAUGCAUUUGAAUUUCACGGAAGAAGAAUUCCCGUGCAGGGUAUGUGGUGUGCUUCUCACAAAACAGUGUAUGGAGCUGCAGCAUUUGAUGAGGCACACCAAUAACUAUACAGCAAUAUACAAAUGUAUUUAUUGUGUGGAACCAAAUUAUUUUCCUACUUUGUAUUUGGUCAACAAACAUAAAUUCAGCAUUCACAAAGGACAAUUUGAAAGCAAGAACCUAUUGACUUGUUAUGAUAUAGUAGUGGUUCCAAAAAGUUUGGCUGCAACUCUACCAGGUUUUAUAAAUUCAGCGCAUCAAAGAGAAUUGGAAAGUAUGAGUUCGACUGAGAAAAAUUUCGCCGAUGUCUGCGAUGGAAUUUAUCACAUCAUCACUAAGAACGGAAAGAGACGCAAAAGUAUUAUAACCACAGAUCAGCCUUCUAAAAGGCCAUCUGUUGAAAAAAGGAUGCCUAAUUGUUCAAGUGAAGAGGUCAUCGAUAUAACUCUGGCCGAUAGCUCACAAGAUGAGGAAUUAGACGUGGAAAUAAUUGAAAAUCCACAAGAAAAAAUUGUCAUUGACAUCACUGUACCCGAUAGCGCUCAAGAAAAUGAAGUUGUCAUGAGAAUUCCUAAACCUCAACAGGAUAAUGUCACUAAUAAUCCUCAAGGAAAUCUCAAUAGUGAAAAAUUGCCUGAAAAUUGCCAAGAAAAUGUAAUCGAUGAUAUAAAAGUGCCUCUUUAUUUAGAAGAUAUUAACAUUAACGUAAAAUUACCAAAUAAUACAGAUGCCAGUGGUGACAAUAGCCAAGAACAGUGCAAUGGUCACACAAUAGAUCGUACACAAGAAAAUGGGAAUAAUGAUGUUCCAGUACCUGGCAAUAGACAAGAAGGGGUCAAUCUUCACAUAAAUAUGUCUGAAUGCCUACAAAAAAGUGCAAAUCCUACGGAAAUGUCCACAGAUAUCAUCAAUAAUAUCCCACCGACUGAAAUCAAUCAAUUCGAUCAAUAUUUAGUGAUUAAGGAAGAAAUAAUAGAUUGUAAUGACACCACUGAUUUUACUCCACAAGAACCAGCAGAAAUUCAUGAAAUAAAAACUGAGAAUAGUGUGCAAGUUAAAGAAGAACCUUUAGACAUAGUUCAAAAAGAAGUUGUUCUUAUCAACCACAGUAACAUUAAUACGAAUAACUUAAGUUUUAACAAAACACCAAUAACACAAGCUGUUGAUGAUAAAUUGGGAACUCACGUUGUUAACGAUAAACUAGUCGUUCCUAAUUUAAAAACUUGUAAAAUGAAUAGUAAAUUAAAAAGUAAAGCUAUUAACGAUAAACUAGCCGUUCCUAAUUUAAAAACUUGCAAAAAGAAUAGUAAAUUAAAAAGUAAAGCUAUUAAAUUAGGAGUUAAAAUUGAUAGUAAGAAAUUGCAGAAUCAAAUUAAUAAUAAAUUGCGAGCUAAUAUGGAUUACGAAAAACUUAAAAACAAUAUUAAUUGUAAUCAAUUGAGAGCUACUAUUAACAAUAGUGACAAAUCUAAAACUAAUAAUAGUAAAUUAAAAGCUAACAUAGGCACAUUGAGAGAUGUUAUUGAAAAUGAUACACUGAAAACGAAUAGUGACAAAUUGAAGGCUCAUAUAAAUAAAGUGAGAAAUAGUGUUGAAAAUGAUACGUUGGAAACUAAUAGUGAUGAAUUAAAGGCUAGUAUAGACAAACUGAGAAAUAAUGUUGAAAAUAAUGCACUAAAAACUAGUAAUGACAAGUCAGAAGCUAAUAUCAAUAAAUUGAGAAAUGAUGUUAAAAAUGAUAAAUUGAAAACUAAUAAUGAUAAAUUGGGUGCCACCAAUGAUGAAUUGAUAAAUGAAAAAUUGAGAGAUGAUAACAUAAAGGAUUUUGAAACUAAGAUUGAUCAAUUUGUCAUACAAAUUAAACAAGAAGUGGAUCCUACAGAUAUAUGCGACAGUUUCGAAGUCACCGAAGAAGAAAUAAAUUUCCAAAUCAAAGAAGAGAAUCUGGAUGAGUAUAUUGAAGAUGAUUUGAUAAUAUUGGAUCCGAACAAUACUGUUACGAUGAAAUAUGAGAUGGAUCCUAUUGCUAACACACCGGGGACGUCAGAGGACGUAGAUAUACAGACGCUGCUGGCGCCAAUACGCCCUACAUUCAAAAAAGUGUAUCAAUGUAGAAAAUGCAACUUCCGGGGCCACCACCACGAAUACAAGAUUCAUUUAGAACAGGAGGAACAUUUCGCCAAGAGGAAGAAGCUCGGCUGUCUACGCAAGACCAAGACAGAGAACUGCAGAGAAGGGCUCAAGUACUUGUGCACCAAGUGUCACAACUCAUACCAGUCCAUCUACAAGUACAUUAUACACUUCCACAAGGUGCACGAGUACGCUCCGCAGACAUGCCCCAAGUGUUUCCAGCACGUCCUCACGAUCCAGUCCUUCCAACACCACGUACAGACUCAUAUCAGGGACAAUUUCGUGCACAUAUUCGUCAUCCAGAACAAGGAAGCGUACGACGAGAAGAAAACACACCAGUGUAAGGUUUGCUCGGAGAAAGUUACUCCAAAAACCUUCUUCUCACAUUGGGAGAGCCAUUUGGAAAUAUUGAAUGUGAAUGACAAGCCAAAGGAAAAUGUGCCAUUCUCACCCUCUAUGGAACAUAAGCAUGAAUUGAAAAAGAUGCUAUUGCUCCUACAAGGAAAACAUCCACCAGGAGGCCCGGAGGACAUACCAUACACCAAACUCCGGAACUGCAUCAAAUGUAAACGAAGAUUUGACCGCAAGAACGAGUGCAAGCGCCACUUCAUUGAGCAUCUCCUCCUGGACGCCUAUCAAGAGAAACACAAGUACGGCUAUCUCAGGUGCCAAAUAUGCUCCGAGGACUUCCAGACAAGUGACAAAUACAAAGGGCACAUGCGCGAGCACGGCAGCCUGCCCAUCUACAAGUGUGAGCUGUGCGACAAGACGUUCAGCGACUCCAGCAACUUCACCAAGCACAAGAAGGUGCACAACCUCUCCGUGGUCAUCUGCGACAUUUGCAAGAAGAAGUUCACUGCCAAGAUCUACCUCGAGAAGCAUAUCGUGACGCAUCAGCAGAUGAAGCCGCUAGUGUGUAAGGAGUGUGACAAGGUGUUCUACACGGAGUCCAGCUACCGGAAACACAUCAGCCGCGGCAAGACGCUCUUCAAGUGCCUUUCCUGCAACCUCUUCUUCUCCACCACCCGAGAGAAGUGGGACCACAUGUGGGAUGUAAGUAUUACACGGAGUCCAGCUAAAGGAAGCACAUCAGCCGCGGCAAGACGCUCUUCAAGUGCCUUUCCUGCAACCUCUUCUUCUCCACCACCCGAGAGAAGUGGGACCACAUGUGGGAUGUGCACAAGGAGAGGAAUGUUCAAGCGGACUGUCCGAUAUGCAAGAAAGCGUACCGCAAGCAACAGGACGUUAAGAAUCACCUUCGCACAGAACACGGACAACCCCGCUACCGAUACGUGGUGAAGCGGAAGCCACGGAAAUCAAGUGCAAAAAGAUCGAGGUGAACGCCAAAACAAAAAAAUCUCUCCGGCUAUUUUGAUGGUGUCAUCCGCCCAUUUUUAGGGUUCCGUACCUCAAAGCGAAAAACGGACUUCUUAUAGGAUCACUUUGUUAGCUGUCUAUCUAUCUGUCUGUCUAUCUGUCGUGUCUAUCAAGAAAACCUAUAGAGCACUUCCUGUACCCUUGACUUAGAAUAAUGAAAGGCAGGUAGGUAGGUCUUAUAGCACAAGUAACGGAAUAAAUCUGAGAACCGUGAAUUUGUGGUUAUAUCAUACAAAAAAAAGUUAAAAAGUGUUCACGAAAAAUUUAAUUCACUAAAUCACAUAUAGAUGGCGCAGACCGUUAUUAACUUGCUGAGUUCUAGAUAAAGGUGUUAGGUAUAUCUUGUACGAUGGUACGGAACUCUUCGCGUGCGAGUCCGACUCGAACUCGAUCGGUUUUUCCUGUCCCUCCACUCUGCUUUUGCAUACUAACACAGCAAUACAAUUAAAGACACACGCUGUACGUCAAUCACAUUGAGAAUUUUCGUCACUUCAAGGUCAUUGGCAUCGGUGGUAUAUAUUAGGCUCAAUUUUCAUUGAAAGGGAAUGGUAGCUUUCUAAAAUAUUAUAUACCAUAUUAACUUCUAUCUCGACCACGUAAAACACAAAUUUCUUGCCUAAAUGAAAAAAAAAACCAGAAUGCGCGCGAAUUCUCGGUAGAAAUUGGUGCUUUACAGUGUGGAGGUAGAAGUCAAUGUGCUAUGUAAUAUUUUAGAAAUUCGCUUUCAUUCCCUUUCAAUGUAAAUUAAGCCUAAGGCUGAGAUCUAUAGAGCGCACUUUGACUUUGCUCAGACUUAAGACACUGUUAAAACGAGACAGCGUUAUACCGCUGGCAUAAAUCUGUCUCGUUUUAACUGGAACUUGAGUCUGAGCAAAGUCAAAGUGCGUUCUAUACAUUUCAACCUUUCCAACAGCGGUUCGAUGUGCAUGGUCCCAUCAUAAGCGUUAUUUACAUUUCCUUAAUAUUGUUAUUUGUAGAUUAUAGCGAACGCGCCAAAAUUAUUUUUGAAGAUUUCUACUCUGGUGAACGUAUGAAUACUAAAAACGAAAAAUCUUGCUAGGUUUAUUCGGUAUAGUUAUAUAAAUCGGAGACUUUGUUGAGAAUUUGUAUAAAGUAUUCUGGUAUGUGAUACUUCUACUAUGGACCUUAUUUAGUAAGAUAAAUAACUCAUGCAUAACUAUGCUAUGUACAGUGUUAAAUUGUAUAUUCAAAAAAAAAACAGUGCCUGACUGUAUAAAUGGAUAUUUAUGUAUUUUUAAAUAAUAACGUGAUAAUAUUAAUUUUCAUCAGAAAAUACCGACGUGGUGGUACUGAUUCCCAGAAGUUUUUUUUUAGAUAGGUAACAGACAUAAAAUUAACAAUUUCCAUGACAUGUUUAAUUAUAUUACUUUAUUAUAUAUUAUACACUAACGUAUUAUUUUAAUUAAGUUUUUUUUUGUAGUUAUUUAAGUUUACAAUUAGGUUACAGACAUUUUAUUGAUUGCAUGAAUUUUCUUUUUAGUUUAUUGACUAUUAUUUUAAAACCCCAUCUGUUACUCUAAGCCUGAAAUAUAUAGAACGCACUUUGACUUUGCUUAGUUUUAAGACUGUUAAAACAAGACAGAUUUAUGCCAGCUAUAUAAUACUAUCUCGUUUUAACUGUGCCUCAAGUCUGAGCAAAGUCAAGGUGCUGUCUAUAGAUUUCAGCCUAAGAACCAACAAAAUGGGGAUGUUAUUACUCGGUCGCGCUAAGUUUGCACCUCGCUGGAAUGUGGUUCCUCUCCCACUUCCCCGCUCAUCUCCCCGCGGUCGUCUUGUUGCGUCAGUACGGUUCGCAUGUAUCGUACCUAAGCGUCAGUGUGACGUAAUUGACGGUAGGUGCAAACAGCAUGGCCGAGUAAUAAACUAUUAUUUGGUGUAGUUAUUUAGUAUCUACGUCAUAGGGUUAGGAUAAUAUAUGAUAUUGAAACAGAAGUUUGAGAAGGCGUCUAGAGCUCUAGACAGAGCUAUCGUCCGGCACAAAACAGCGACCCAAACUGGCCUACGUAGUUAGGACCCUUUGUUGAAGGGUCGUCGUGGUCGUCACUUACCACAAGAUCAAAGACGUCUGACUUCUGUGUCCAUCUUUAUACUGUGGCUGUUGUUUACAUUAUAAUAUUUUUCCUUUUACUUAGUUUGAGAUAUUAUGCUAGCCAUUGAUAAUUCCAUUCAAAUAAAAUUGACAUUGUGUGUUUCCAUGUAAGGUAUUAUUUUCGAUUUUGCACGUAAGAGAAUAAUAUUUACCACCUGUAACUUUUUGAAGAACGGAAGGAACGUUCUUGUUAAUAGGGAUGAUGAAUACUAGUCAAAUCAGCGACUUUUUAUCAAAAGUCAAUCGCUCAGUAUGGAGCUUGUUUGAAAUACACACAUGUGACGUCAUACACAUUUGACGUAUUUUUUUAGUUAAAUCGAUAAUUUAUACAAUGGCUGAAAACUUGCAGCGAAUGUGGGUUUUACAAAUUUUGGAAAACCCUCUAUUUGAUAAUAAUUACUAAAAAAAAAUAUUUUUGACUUGUAGGCAUCAUCCCCAUUGGACUAUGCGUUUUAAAUAACAUGACUGAUGCCUGUAAGAUGUCGAAUUAAUUUAAUUUAAUUUUACCAAAUUUUAGGAAUUAAAAUAUUGUUUGGUUGUAUGUAACUCUUCAGGAAAGAUAAACAAAUCGAACUUGAGAAAGAGAUUUCUGUUUCCUAGAGCGUCGUCAGUCGUCACUCAUAUCUAUAGCAGAGAAUACUUAGUGAUAUUUUGUCAGCCUCAACAACAGAGACAAUGCUCUACUCCACUUAUCCAUUAUCUCUUUCUGAAGCCCGAAGUGCGAAAGGGUACUGAGAUACUCAUCAUAGUAUUCGAUUUGUUUAUCGAUCCGAUUAUAUUUUAUUGUAUUAUCGUGGCUAAUUCUGCUGUACACAUUAAUCUCUGAACUAAAUUGGCAACUACUAUUCUAUUACAAUACAUUUUUAGCUUAUACUUUAGACUUUAGAGAUUGUGCAGGACCACAGAAAUCCUGUUAAUAAGACAGAAUUUCUGUGUUUAUGACAGAAUUAGCCACUUGCUAUUUUUCUUUAAAAAUAAAAACAGGUAUGUACCUAAAACAAAUCAAGCAAACAUUUUUAUAUGUAGGUAUGUUACGAAGUACAUACCUUGCUAUUUAUCAUGUUAGUUUAAAGGGAUACUAAGCUAUUAUGUUUUUCGAAUAUUAAUGUUGCGUUUAAAUAAAUUGUAACUAUUUGUAAAAAAAG